AAAGAGAAUGGGACCCUAUUGAAGUAGAACAGAUACCUCUUCAAUCAAUCAUGUCUCUUCUUCUCUUUCCCUAUAUACUCUCUCUUUCUCUCACCUACACACACUUUACAAUGGAUUCUCUGCUUUGUGCUCCCUUGCCCAUGAACUGAGGUAUGUAUAGACGCAGUUCUUGAUCAUAGAAGGAGAAGGAGAAGAAUGAGGUUUCUUAAAAUGGGUUGAUUUGAUUUUUGUAAUAUCUCCCAUGGCAAAGAAGAUUUGCUUGUUUGUUUGGUUCAAAAGGCUGUUUGAUUCUGAGGGAAAACCAAGAACAGAGAAGAGAUCAUUUAGGUGGAGAUGGAUUCUUAGAAGUCUAAAGUUUAAACAACGCCCUGUGCUGCCAAGCCUUCCAUCACAUAAGAACCAAAGGUUAAUAGAUGAAGCAACAGAAAAGCAAAGAAAGUUUGCUAUGACUGCAGCCCUGGCGACGAAAGCUGCGGCUGAGGCUGCGGUUGCUGCAGCUCAGGCUGCUGCUGAGGUUGUCAGGCUCACUGGUUCUUCUCAAUCUCGUUUUCAUUUCACCAAGAAAGAUGAACACUUCGCUGCCAUUAAAAUACAGAGUGCUUUCCGUGGAUUUCUUCAGGCUAGGAAAGCUUUGCGAGCAUUGAAGGGACUGGUGACGCUUCAAGCCAUUGUCCGAGGGCAAGCUGUUAGAGAACAAGUAGUCGUGAAACUGAAGCGUUCGCCAUCAGAUGCAAAGAUGCUGUCACGGGUCCGAGCGAAAAGCAUUCUUGAUAUAGAUAACAUUGGUAAUGAAGGGGGAAAUAAACAAUUAUCCAAGUUGAAGGAGUUGGGAGACAUGGACAAUAUGCUUGAAUGCAAAAGCCAAAGAAGUUGGGAUUACAGCAAGCUUUCAAAGGAAGACAUGGAAAGCCUAUGGUUCAAAAAGCAAGAGGCUAGCAUUAAAAGAGACAGAAUGAUGAAAUUCUCUUUUUCGCAAAGGGAGAGGAGAAACACUCGCAGGCUGGAAGAAUCAAUAUCCGACAAGGAAACUGGUAGGCAGAACCGCUGGUUAGAACAGUUGACGGACAAAGAUGCAUUCGUUACACAAUGGACGGAGAAUCUAAAGUCAAGUGCCAUUUCUAGUCUGUCCACUGGUGAAAUAUUUGGUGAAGUACAAGUUAAAACAAAAGGUACUAGAAAGCAAGAUUCUGUAGAAGGAUUCAAUUCACCAGUGUCAUUUCCAAGAAGAUCAUUUUGUCAUACACAGAGAAAUGCUGCAGAGGAUGAAAGUUCUGCCCUGAAUUCUCCAGUUUUUCCUACUUACAUGGCUGCAACCGAGUCUGCAAAGGCAAAGGCAAGGUCGAUGAGCACUCCGAGGCAACGAAUAGGAAUUCAAGAUACUUGCUUUGAUCACAGCUUAUCAUACAAGAACAGACAAUUUCUUUGGUCUUCUUACGAUGGCGAAUUGUUUGGCAGUUAUGGAAGUAGUAGCUGUGCUUCUCAGGGUGUCUCUCUAAGCAUAAACCGCCAUUGUUGAAAUGCCGAGCUUGCUUUCAGCUAAAUGGCUACUAAAGGAUUACUUGGUGAGAGCUGCUAACCAGACAUUGAAGUAACAAUACACAGUGGCUCAAAUGAUCCUUCUGUGCCUGAAUUUUUUCUCUUUUUUUUUGUGGGGUGAUUUGCAAGGUAAAAUUUUCUGUUAGUUCAUAUCUCAAUCUUUGAUUUCCAUAAUCAAUCACUUGAUUGCUUAUAUUUUGUUUUGAAGGGAAGGAAGGGAGAAGAGGUUUUUUGUUUGUUGAGAGUUGAUCUGUUUGGGCAUGGUGUUAUGGAGCAAAAUACUUAGAAUUAGCAUUGUGGAGUUUUGCUUGCAUUUUAAAGAGCUUAGCUAGAAAUUCUUCA
Molecule: messenger RNA, 1878 nt
Organism: Manihot esculenta (cassava)
Lineage: Eukaryota; Viridiplantae; Streptophyta; Magnoliopsida; Malpighiales; Euphorbiaceae
Product: protein IQ-DOMAIN 12
Exons: 6
Coding region: 242-1516 (424 amino acids)
Molecular function (GO): protein binding
Source: RefSeq, a predicted model, not a curated record